Gastrolobium bilobum is the source of this 1962-nucleotide messenger RNA. RefSeq names its product MACPF domain-containing protein NSL1-like. Lineage: Eukaryota; Viridiplantae; Streptophyta; Magnoliopsida; Fabales; Fabaceae. The transcript has 7 exons. The record is from RefSeq and is a predicted model, not a curated record. Bases 1 to 1842 code for a protein of 613 amino acids. Gene Ontology annotation, biological process: regulation of salicylic acid mediated signaling pathway; plant-type hypersensitive response. Gene Ontology annotation, cellular component: membrane attack complex; plasma membrane.
AUGAGUAGCAUCAGAAAUGCAGGGUUAGAACCACAAUCGGCGGCGGAAAAAGCAGUGGGUGCGAUUGGAUUGGGUUACGAUGUGCUAUCGGACAUUCGUUUUUCUGGUUGCAGGUCGAGGCUGGUGGAACUUCACCGGAAUGAGACGAGGGACCUGGUGGUUCCCGGCGGCGUUAUUGUUCCCAACGUCCCCACCUCCGUCAAGUGCCACCCAGGCGAGCGAUUCAGGAUUUCUUCCGAGCUCCUCUCCUUUCAACAGAUGUCUGAGCAAUUUAAUCAAGAACUAUCUUUAUCCGGGAAGAUCCCAUCUGGCCAAUUCAAUGCCAUGUUUGACAUGAGGAGAAAUUACUGGAAGAAAGCAGCAGCUUCCCCUAAAAGCCUUGCUUUUGAUGGCUGGUUCAUAACGUUGUAUAACGUUGAGUUAGAUAGAACCCACAACAUAGCUAUUUCCGAAAAUGUUAAAAAAGAAAUACCCACUUCAUGGAACGCUGCUGCCCUUGCUGAGUUCAUUGAGAAAUAUGGUACUCAUAUUGUUGUUGGGGUCAAAAUGGGAGGAAAGGAUGUGGUUCACAUCAAGCAGUUAAGAAGUUCGGAUCUUAAGCCCACCGAGGUGCAGAAAUUGCUAAAGCAUGUAGCUGAUGAGAGGUUUUAUGAGGAUGUAGAUAGAAGUUCUAAUUGCAAUACUGCUGAAAUAUCAAGAAACCUGGAGGAUGCUCAGGAUAUGCACUGGAAAAUGCAUAUAGCUCUUGCUGCUUCUGUUAAACCAUAUGUAGAAUGUCACUCCAACAAUGAUGAUGUCGUAAGCAUUUCUGUUCGAAGGGGAGGUAUUGUUGGUGUUGGCCAACACCAUAAUCAAUGGAUGUCUACCGUAUCACAGUCACCUGAUGUUGUAUCAAUGUCACUUAUGCCCAUUACGUCACUACUGAAUUCUGUUUCGGGCUAUGGAUUUCUAAGUCAUGCAGUGAAUUCUUAUCUUAGACAUAAACCCCCAAUAGAGGAACUUCAUCAAUUCCUAGAAUUUCAGUUGCCUCGGCAAUGGGCUCCAGGGUAUGAUCUGCCUUUUCGAUUUGGUCCCAAGCAUAAAAGAAACAUGUCUCCAGCACUCCAGUUCACAUUCAUGGGACCCAAGCUUUAUGUUAAUACUGUAAAGGUUGACUCUGGACAUCGGCCAGUAACCGGUAUUCGCUUGUUUUUGGAAGGCAGAAACAGUGACCACCUGGGGAUCCAUCUCCAGCAUCUUUCCAAUCUUCCCAGGACUUUUCAAAUCUUGGACCAUAAUGAUUUUGAGCAUAUUGAUGAGCCAGUUAAUAGAGGCUACUUUGAACCCGUGAAGUGGAAAAUGUUUUCACAUGUAUGCACUGCCCCAAUACAGUACGAUAGUUCCCAUAUUGUUGAGUCACACAUUGUGACAAAGGCUUGGUUUGAGGUCAGACAUGUACAAAUGAAGAAGGUUCUUUUCCUGAGGCUCGGAUACUCAAGAGUGGCAUCAUCAAGAAUUCGCAGAACAGAAUGGGAUGUUACUUCAUCCACAAAUCGAAAAUCAGGAUUCUUUUCAGCAUUGUUGAGCUCAAGGCUUAGCAAAGAAUUGCAUCCUCCUGGGGUUGAGAUUGAGAAGCCAGCAAAAGAGGAUAACAAUUCAGCAGUAGCUUAUCAAGCCAAUUCUAAUACUGAUGCACCUGUACCAACAAAGACUCCUAAAAGGUUGAGGUUUGUAGACACAAACGAAGUUGUUCGGGGUCCAGAUGAUGCACCUGGAUAUUGGGUGGUUACUGGAGCCAAGCUUUCAUUAGAGGGUGGCAAAAUCUCCAUCAAGGCCAAGCUUUCAUUGUUAUGGAUUGAUUGAAUCUGAAAUUAAAAUCCCAAGGACUAACGGAUUUCAUUAAUUCUGAAAUCUUGGAUUUAUUGUAUGUAAAGUUUAGGUGUUAAGUGUUGUUAUUGAUUAGUGUAAUUUUUCAAAAGGUAG